Gadus chalcogrammus (walleye pollock) is the source of this 7459-nucleotide messenger RNA. Its product is annotated as extracellular serine/threonine protein kinase FAM20C-like. Bases 422 to 2020 code for a protein of 532 amino acids. NCBI's taxonomy places the organism in Eukaryota, Metazoa, Chordata, Actinopteri, Gadiformes, Gadidae. The transcript is spliced from 12 exons. Gene Ontology annotation, molecular function: phosphotransferase activity, alcohol group as acceptor. Gene Ontology annotation, cellular component: Golgi apparatus. The record is from RefSeq and is a predicted model, not a curated record. Gene Ontology annotation, biological process: protein phosphorylation.
CUUAAUAAUCUUCAAAAUAACCAAAAAAAAGACUAACCCUUCAUAUGUCAGGCGUCUUUGAUGUGCUUGUUUCAUUGUAUCAAAACUACAAAGCAAUCGACAGAGGGAUCAGACAGAUGGAGAGAGAGAAAGAGAGCGUGAGCGAUUACUGAUUCAAGAGAGGUAGAGACCCCAAGGAGAACCUGAAGAGAGAGAGAGAGAGAGAGAGAGAGAGAGAGAGAGAGAGAGAGAGAGAGAGAGAGAGAGAGAGAGUUUGGAUAUCCAGCUGAGACAAUCCGCACUGGAGGACUGAACACUGGAUCAACUUCAGAGUCCUUGAGUCUUUCCGUCGGGAACCGACACUAGCUAUUCUGGAUGUCAGGGAUCUGGACCUACUCCAUUCUAGGCAAUUAUUCCCCACUUUCCUAUCUUCAGGACCAGCAUGUUGAGGCGAAGCGUUGGCGGUCGGUCCACCCGCUCCAUCUGUCUGGUUCUGGCAUGUCUGUCCCUGGCGCUGCACAUCCUCCUGGCCAUCUUCUGUCUCUCCGUCCUCCAGACGGCCUGUGUCCCAACUCACUCUGCUUCAUCAUCUCCCCUCCAUGAUCCUGGAAGCACUUCCCGCCAAACAAAAUCAUCUGUCAUCAUCUCCAACGGAAUCUUUGCCAAUAAUGCCACUGAGUGGGAAAAGGAACCAACUGGAGAUAAAAUGUCCACCAAGGGUAUGAGGGAGGUAGAUCCGGUAGGUUCAAAGUUAGAGGCUCUGUUCAGCCACCCGUUGUACAAUCUGCAACGGCCUGAAAUGCAAGAAGAUGAUUGGUUGCUGCGAGUCAAGAACAGCGAAGAUGAAGAAGAAGAGAGGGACACAGGAGGUGAGGAGGAGGAAGACAGCUACUGGCAGAGCGGUAGUGAGGAGGACGGCUACGACAAAGCUAACUGGACGGUGGCGGCUGAAACCCACCCUCCCUGGCUGCGCUUCCACCUGGGAAUCUCCCGCUGGGAGCUUUACCACAGGACCGAUCCCCUGCUGGACCAAAUCACCCAUUACAUUUCCACACAGCGUAUCCUCAAUGUUGUGCAGAAAAGAGGGGGUACCCAGCUCAAACUACUCAUGUCGUUUCCCAAUCACGGAGAGGCUCUGCUCAAACCGAUGAGACAGACCAGAGACGCGGAAACAGAUGUUAAUCUGUUCUACUUCUCAGACUUUGAGCGACACAAUGCAGAGAUCUCCGCCUUCCACCUGGACAGGAUCCUAGGUUUCCAACGGAUCCCUCCAGUGGUUGGAAGACUUGUCGACGUCGUCUCGGAAAUCAAAGAUGUCACCACAGACAAAAAGCUGUUGAGGACCUUCUUUACCUCCCCCGUGGGGAACACGUGUUUCUACGGCCAGUGUGAGUACUACUGCUCCACGGAGAACCCGGUGUGCGGCGGUCCGCUUGCGCUGGAGGUGUCUCUUGCCACCAUGCUCCCUGAUCUCACCCUGGCACCCCGCCGGUCCUGGAGGUCACCAUGGAGACGUUCCUAUAGCCGCACCAAACUAGCACAGUGGGAGAAAGACCCGGCCUUCUGUGACGGAGUGAAGCAAACCCCUCCCUACGACGAGGGAACCCGGCUGGUCGACCUCAUGGAUAUGGCUGUCCUGGAUUUCCUCAUGGGCAACAUGGACAGACAUCACUAUGAGACCUUUGAGAAGUUUGGUAACAAGACAUUUAUGCUGCAUCUUGACAACGGACGCGCCUUUGGACGUCACUCUCGAGAUGAACCCAGCAUUCUGGCCCCUCUACGUCAGUGCUGCAGAAUCCGACGUUCCACUCUCCUACGUUUACGCCUCAUGUCCCGGCCGGGAUUCCGUUUGAGUGAUGUCAUGCGUGAGUCGCUGGACCGGGACCCCCUUGCUGUCAUCCAACCCCUUCUCUCAGAAGCACAUCUCUCCGCAUUGGACCGUCGCCUAGCAAUGGUAUUGCAGGUGUUGCACACCUGUCAAGAUCUUCAUGAUGAUGCUGUCUACGAUGAUUUAGAGGGACACUAUGAAGAACCAGACUGAAAAAUAAACGACAUGAAAACUUUUGAAACCUGUUUCCAAGCGCUUUCAGUGGGACAGCAGUGCCCACUUUAGGGUACUUAUGAUCAGGGACAGCAAUGACAUCGCACAGAGGAAGCGGUGUUGAGGAGCUCAUUAGCGGUAAAUAGCAACAGCUGAGGCGGCUGGUAGUCUCAGGAAUUGAGACUCUGGGUUGAGAGUCUCUCUCGCGGGUUGGUCACCUGGAGACGAGGUGCCAGUGCAGCGUGUCAGAGAGAGUUGUUCACCUACGAUGGUUCUGGAUCUGGGGUGAGUAACACGCAACUAACCCCCUACAUAGGCAAGGCAAGGCAACUUUAUUUAUAUAGCACUUUUCAUGCACAAGGCAGACUCAAAGUGCUUCACAUAUAAACAUUGUUAUAAAAUAAAAUAAAAUAAUAGAUAAGUAAAAGAAAACAUAUGCAAAGAAAUGGGUAAAAUAUAAAGUUAAAAAGGCAUUUUAGUGUUAAAAUAGAAAAUAAAGGCAAAGUUAAAAAAGCUUUUUCGAAAGUGCAAUGUAUUUAAGAUUUCAGCUGAAUUUUAUAAAUAAUAAUAUCAGCAUUUUUAAAUUGGAAUGGAGUCUCUAGGUGAAAAAUUGAGGAAGUAUAUACGUUCCCAAGUUUGGAGAGAGAGGAUUAGGUUGUUUUAAAUUAAUUUCCCUGCAUUUCUAUCCUUGUAAAAGUUGCAGUUUGCUGUUUUUAUUGAAAUCUCCUCACAAACUUUAAGAGAAUUGUGGACUUUUAAUGAGUUCAUGAACACAAGAAAGGUAGUGGUGUAGCCAUUUAGGUUAAAUCAGAAUUUGAGGCUUCAAUUGUUUUGUCUGAGUCUGCAAGCAAAUGGAAUUUUUGGCAUUGAAGGUGGAAAUAGCCAAGUCCCUCUUGUCCAAAUUAAGCAUCUCUUGUCCCAAUUAAAUUAUAAUGGAUGGAGAUCUGAAUUGGCACUGGCUAAAUGCAGUUUCUGAUUAAUUUAAAUCUUUGUGACUCUAUUAAUCUUAGCCAGCUGGUCAACCUACAUACAAGGCCAAAUCUUAAAUCCACUUUGAUUGACCUAAUUCUAACAAAUGUUCCUCAUAAAUGCUCAUCUUUGUGAGUCUUCUGCAAUGAUAAUCCCCAAAUGUAAACCACGCAUUAUUUUCAAGAGGAAUUUAAAAACAAUUAAUAAACAAGCUUAUCAUCAUGAUUUGUCUUGGUUAAUUGGGGGCAUAUAGGUUUGUUUCCGGAAGUAGCGCUAACUUGGACAUUCUCUGAGGAAAAUGUUGUGAAAUUGUAAAUAAACAUGCUCCUACCAGGAAAUUCAGGGUGAAGGGACGAGAAACACCUUUGUUUUCCCAAGAGUUGUCAGCUAGAGUGUUCAAACAUCAACACAUUAACUGUAUUGUGUGCGUUUAACACAACAAUAACACAGGUUAGCGUAGGAUGAAGCCAAAUAUGAGAUCCUUAGGGAGAGUAAAAGAAAGUAAAUACUUUUAUAAUAGGGAAAUUAAGUUGGUUAAACAUUCUCUAUGACGAACACUUGUGUAGAAAACAUGUAAAAGCUGUCAGAUAUCAAGAAAAGAAAGCUAAAGGAGAAAUCCAACCACGAAACAUAACCAGCCUCCCAAAACAUAAGAGCUUUGUGAGGAAUGGAAGAAUACAAAGACAAGGAACAGGAAGAAGAUGGAUCUGGCAGCCAUUUUGGACAUUACUCCCCCAUCACCCGAAGAACAUGAUGAGUCCUUUAGUCCAGUUCAUCUUACUCCUACUAUGGUUCUCUUUCCCCAAUUCCAAGUACCCCCAAAAAGGUUUUUCAUUCCAAGUUGACAGAAAAAAUGAAGAGGCUUGAAAGAGAAAACAAGGUGCUAAAAGCAAUGCUCGAUGGCAUGAAAAAAGCCAAUAGUAAGAUGAGGGUUCAAAAGCAUUUCUGGAUAAAGGUAAGAAAGCACGUCAACCAACCAUCAGACCUUCGCCGAAAAGAGCCGCGACACAAAAAAACCCGAAUGAUUUCAACCGAAAGUCUGUCUAAUCUUCUUUCUUCCAUUACUUGUAACACAGAGGAACAAGAAAGUCACACCUGGUGGUAUUAUAUGUCCCCUUUAAAUCAUUUAUACCUCCUAUUUUAAAUAUUGGCUGAUUGACAGUUUGUCAUUAUGGUCUGAUCAUUUGUUCUAUAAGUGAUGUCAAAUUUAAACUAGCUUUGAUGAUUAUGUUCAUUUGAAAACAUUGCAUAAUACAACUAUCAAAAGAAAAAAAUCAACAUUUUCAAAUAUUUUGUCUCAUUUUACACAAUAUUUCCACGGGGGCAAGUGAUAAAAAUGGCACAAGUAAGGAAUAGAAUCCAAAAACAGCUUUGCAAAAAUACAUAUGCAGAAUUGUAAUGAUCGUUCCUUAAGAGUAAUUCUUAGACAUAAAACAUACCUGAUUUAUAUUUGAAAUCAAUAUUUAAACAUUUUAAUUUUAUUGUAAUGUCAUGUCACAGCGCAUGACACACUUUGUCUGGAGAUGUGAGAAAAGCUUCAUAAAUUGCUUAGUGUGAAAAAAAAUCUGCUAACCUCUAGCAGUUUCAAAAACUACACAUUUGACCAUCUGUCCAUCUGUUUAAACACACGCAAACUAAACACAUAACGCAUAAUACAGUCCUUGGCAAUGUAUAUUAAAAGGGGGACACAUGCAUAUUAGGAACACACGUCGAUAACGAUAAUGCAUACAACACUGAUAAGAAACAAUGUUUAUAAUAUAUUGGGUCUAUCAUUAAAUAGAACCACAGUUACGCAUAUCAUGUUAUAUCAUAUACGUUUUCUUUGCCGACAUUUAUUUGAGGACUCAGUAUUUCUGAAGUUGUGGAAGAAAACCUUAUUCCAUGUGUGAAUUAGGCCAUACUAUUUGGCCAUAAACUGAGGCAUUUAAAGUUAGAAAUUCAUGUGCAUCUGUCUCAUCGGAGACUUCAGACGCGAUGUCAAAAUAUAAACUCGUCAGAUUCAAAUGCGCUCAUGGCCCUUAAAUGGGAUGGGAGAUGGCACUCUCAUUGGUUGAUUGCAAGUUACGCCCAAACCACACCUACGGGUAAUUAGGCUACUUCAGACCAACCCUUUUUAGAUAUGGGCCGUGCGCAACAGUCAUUUUUUGCGCCGGUAAAAUAUCGACAUCGCCAUCGAACCGCCCACAAAGCUACUUGCGCUUGGCGCUUCUCACUUGCGUUUCAGACCGUUAAAAUAGGGCCCAAGAUGUGUUGUCCUUAACUAAACACAUGGAUGCGUUAAGAAUAUGUUGUUUCCAACACAUCCUUUUUGAGAGUGAAGCAAUGUAUAACUGUGAGGGGUAUCCUAGAAGCCAAUUCAUUCUAUGAUAUCACAUUUAGCACCCCCAUCCUACCAAUGGAAUGUCCUCACAAUUAUCCUGGUAAAUUAUCAGACUAUUAACUUGAUGUUGACUAAAUAUCUUCAUCCUGAGAUGUUGAAAAUCUCCAUUAGUUAUAUUAAUACUUUGGCUGUGAUUUUUGCUUACAAUUCCCAAAUCUGUGGCGCUACUUAUUUGAAUUGAACUUCACUUGUAGUAAUGUAGUAGUAGUAGUAGUGUUGGUUUACAAUUGUACUAAGUAACUUCCCGUUUACAAUUCCCAAAUUUGUUGUGUUCUAUAAGUUUCAUAUUCAACCCACACUGAGUAAGUCAAUAAAACUCCCUCAAAAUCACUUAUAAAAAAUAAAAAAAUAGUUUUUAUUUAUUAAGUAUAUUUUGUAUUAAUGAUAAUGUGUCAUUCCAUUUGAUAAUAUUUGACAGCCCUAAUUUUAUACAUUAAAGACCAGAACAUUAUAAAAAGUUAUUUUAUGUUAAAGUAAAGAAUGUUAUGCCAUUCACACAGACGAGUACCCGUUCUUAUUGCUAAACUGCCUUGUUCCUCAGCGUGCUAAACGCAGCACAGUGACAAAUCCACGCAUUUAAUUCUAGCAUGUCCAAGGUCCAUCAGCACGUUGCAUUUCUCUGCUACUGCCUGCGAAAAACCUUUUCUACAACUUGUUCAUAGAACUCUUUCAGUUUGAUUCCCAUGUCCCGGAACUCUGGUCUAUUCUGAAAAAACAAAACAAAUCUAUUAAACAUUACCAAAGAACUUUAACAUGCAUGGCAAAAAUAACAAAUGAAAAAAAAACAAUGACUUGUCUAGCUCACAUAUCUAACUCCACGGCCGGUGGUAAUGCCGUGUUCGGGAUGCAUCGCACACCACCUUCCCGAGCUACAAAGUGGAUAAUCUACCAGCUUUCUUUCGACUUUUCAGAGGCCUUUUGGUCGUAAUAUAACUUGUCCCACUCAAAGUCCUGAGAGUCCACCAAGUUCAGCGAGGUUAACUGUACGACUGGUUUGCUAAAGAGGCUAAUGUAGCUAACAAUGACAAUGAAUAGCCAAUGACUGUUCUUCCCCGAUUGCCCACAAAGAGAAACGGAAACGCUAUAAGUGCUACGAGCCAGGAAAUUACGUUAAAAGAGCAACUCGGGGCGGGUGGUGUACAAUGCAUCUCGAACGCAGCAUUAUAUGUGAGCCGGGAGGGAGGAGUCCUUCUCACUAACCUGGUUAAAUUUAUCACAGUUGGAGAAAAUGAGUUGGAUAUCGGUCAAUAACUGUCCAACGGUGUACUGCUGGCCUAGGAGCUCUGUGAUCUUGUCCAGCCACAUAGGAGUCACGAUUUGAGAGCUGUAUCCCCUCACCUGAAGUGAGGGAGGGGGGGAGAUAAAGUGAGAGCAAGAGAGAAACUGAAAAUCUUUCUGAUUUGGUCCAGUCGUACAAUUGCCAGUAUGUUUGUUCAUAUCUGUCUGCUCGAGAGUUAAGGAGGGAUAGAUGGAGAGAUGGAAGCAGCGAGGGAGGGAGGGAGGGAGGGAGGGAGGGAGGGAGGGACAGAGAGACCGAGCGAGAUCACAUACAUACACAAUAGAGAAUAAUGUUGAAAACAGUGAUGCUUACAUGGAUGCAUGGGUCUUUUGCAAAAAUUUGAUCCUUGUCUGCAUUGUAGAGAGACAGGAGCAGGUAGUGGCACGGCUGUUAGGGCACAAGGGCAGCUUCUAUAUUACAAAUUACGAUAUGAAUAGUGUAUGUUGCUAUGUCGAGAAUGCAAUAUUACCAUGAGUUGUGUCACAGCUAAAAAAUAGGCUACACUAGCAGGGAGCGCUAGUAGGACGAUCUAGCUGAAGAGCUAGCACUUGAUAUUCAAGGACUUAGGGCCCUAUCUUGCAUCCGGCGCAAUUGACUUAAUCACUGGCGCAUGUGUCAUUGCUAGUUUCUAACUGGCGCAGAGCGUUCUUUUCCCUCCUGCGCCACGCGUCGGCAAGUUAGGGAAUGAUCUUGCGCCCCACGGGGCGGCUGGGGGAAAGGAGGAGGCAUGUUCUGGAGCAAACGUUCCCUGUUGCUAUUUUGACGUUUCAGAAACCACUUGCGCCACAAACCAGUAAAUACCUGGUUUAAA